Molecule: messenger RNA, 608 nt
Organism: Lasiosphaeria miniovina
Lineage: Eukaryota; Fungi; Ascomycota; Sordariomycetes; Sordariales; Lasiosphaeriaceae
Exons: 1
Coding region: 143-478 (111 amino acids)
Source: RefSeq, a predicted model, not a curated record
GUCAGCCCCCACUGGAUUUCACCGAUCAGUACUGCGCAUAGGAAAAUAGGCUCUGCCCAGCAGGGCCAGCAGUUGCGGCCGAAGGGAGGACCGGGGCGUCUUGGGCCUGCACCCGUGGCACCUCGACACAUGGCUGAAGAAUAUGUUCCGUGCCUUGACAGCUCGGCAGGCUCUUAGAUAUUGGAACGUUCGAUAUCUGAUGCCAUCAUCCCUAUCAGUCCCGUGUGGCUUGGCUUCUACUUUACGAACACGGGCCUUGUCAACGUGGUUCGACGCUGGCCCGAAAACGUUCGAUUUGGUUGUUCAUCGCCAUAGUUCCACUUGUUGUAGCCAAACCAGCGAACAUCCAUCCGGGGUGGAAUGCCCAGAGAACGGACCCUCCCGGCGACUUGAGCCGCCAGGGCCAUUAACGGGGUAUAUCCUGAAUAGCAAGUGGGGUGCAGAUGAGGUUGACGAAGACGACAAGCAUUGCUUUUAGGGACUUCUUGAUCCUCCUUGCCUCCCACGUUCUUCAACUGCGUUGCAGGCAGCCAGGGCCAUAUUCCCAUGAACCUCGAGAUGGGUUCCCCUGGCCCCUGUGGAGGAACGUAAAUCUAGGGAAUUAUCAA